Messenger RNA from Stegodyphus dumicola, 1035 nucleotides. RefSeq lists its product as uncharacterized. The record is from RefSeq and is a predicted model, not a curated record. NCBI's taxonomy places the organism in Eukaryota, Metazoa, Arthropoda, Arachnida, Araneae, Eresidae.
AUGCAGUCGGAACGACAAUCAGAAACCAGGUGCCUGCAGAUCAACCUACAGCAUGCACGUGCAGCAACAUCGCAGACAGCUCUCUACGCUGCAGAGGAACGAAUAGACCUAAUCUUAGGUCAAGAACCAUACUGCAGGAAUGGUAAAGUAGUCGGCUUCCCCUUACAAUGGAGCAUUUAUCAAAAAGAAGAUAUCGAUCAACCACCAAGAGCAUUUAUAGCAAACUGCAACCCCAAAUGGUCACCAUUAAUGAUAGCAGCCGAAAGGGACUUUGUAGCAAUACUAUUAGAGGUACUAAAUCUAACAGUGGUUCUGGUUUCAAUCUACUCUCCACCAACAGAAGAAGCAGACCCCACAUUAGAACGCAUACAACGAUUGAUGAGAUCGCACCGAAUAGCUAACAUACUAUUUGCUGGAGAUUUUAACGCACACAGCACCACCUGGGGCUAUGCAAUCACAGCUCCUAAAGGCCGCAUACUCGAGGACUUUGUUCACAGCAGUAACCUCGUAAUUCACAAUCGUUCGGAUGCACCGCCUACAUUCAAUAGACUACACUCGCGCGGCUGGCCAGACCUUACCAUCACCACCCAACAGAUGGCACCCAUACUGCAAGACUGGACAGUCGUCGAAAACCUUAGUAUCUCCGACCAUAAUUAUAUACGGUUUAAUCUAGCAAAUAGCACAGCCACCUCUAUUCUUAAACGGUACAAUCUCCCUGGACGGAAAGUUCGAGCAUUCACAGCCAUCAUUAGAGCCCGUCUGGCACCUUUUGCAACCGCAAUAAGACAGGCCAACAGCAAAGAGGCCCUCCAGAACCUCACCCAAGACAUCUUAACCGCAAUCAAGAAGGCAUGUGAUGAAAAUCUUCCCCUGCGCACGGCCAAAAGAAUCACAACGCUGAAUUGGUGGAAUGGCACGCUUCGAAGUCAACAACAACGGUGUCGUGCUCUACGGCGACGCCUAAAGCAAGAGCGCAGACAUAACCUAGAAACCUUCCACCCUGCUCAUUUACCAACGGGAGCGAGCACUCUAUAA